Messenger RNA from Penicillium daleae, 1815 nucleotides. RefSeq lists its product as uncharacterized. The record is from RefSeq and is a predicted model, not a curated record. Bases 1 to 1815 code for a protein of 604 amino acids. The transcript has 4 exons. NCBI's taxonomy places the organism in Eukaryota, Fungi, Ascomycota, Eurotiomycetes, Eurotiales, Aspergillaceae.
AUGAGCGCCCGCGAAGAUACCGUCCUUCGUCCCAUCGAUCCCUCCAUCACCGACGAGAAUGACUGGCCGGAUUUCGAUCUGGUCGACGUCAAGGUCCUGCGGCCGGGGAAGAUGCUCUACGCGAAUCUUCUCGAUGCCACAGAUCGAAAUCCGGUCCAGGUGAUUGGCUGCCUGGAGCUUAGAGAGGACCAGAGCCACCUACUACUCGACCCCGAAUCCGCUUCGAAACGUGUCAUUAUUGAUGAUGUCACUCAUUACGCCUAUGGACAAACUGAGGAUCGCAGUGUUGAGCUCUGGGUGGCUGGCAAGGCUGGCUGGUACAAUAUUUCGCCCGCCAAGGGCUAUGUGCCGACCUUUAGCCGCAUGGUCCAGGCUGUCGAUAUGCUGUAUUUUCUCACGGAUAGAUACCAGCACGGCAAGAAGCAGUUCAAUCCGUCUUUUAAGAAUUUGUGCGAGCAGUACGUUUUUCACACGCACGGCGAUUGUGAGACUAGAGAGCAAUCAGCGGAAGUAUUUGCCGAACACGCGCCAUUCUUACUUCGCUGUAUGAUGGAAGCCGAUGAGGAUGAUGGCGGUGUAGACUGGAAGAAAACAAAUGUAUUCGUUCACCUUCGUCGCCAAUUUAGCGAUGUCUACAAUGAGCUCAUGGAAGAGCAAUCAAACAAGUCCGAGGAUGAAGAAGCGCAGAAUGAGACAGGAGCAUCAACGCCCCGGCAUGAUCCAGCUGUGAUAGCGAAAUCACAAAUCGAUGCUAUCUACCAGAUGAUAACGGAUCUGAGGGAAGAGGGUCAUCUAGCAAAGCGCCGACUACAUCUCGAUAUGUUAACAGAACGUCUGGCUGAUCGAUAUUCUUUCAGCCGGGAGAAUGCGAGCAAGAUUAUUGCCGCUAGAGCGGGUGCGGUGGUCGAGCGGCUAGAUGAAGAGGAUACUCCUGGCUUCCGGUGGUCUCGCUACGUGAUUCACCGAGAGCUUACACACGCUGCUACCCAAGAUAGUACACUCUCUCCUGGGCUCCUUACACCACUACAGCCCAUCGAGGACUCUAGCGACGAUGAACACCUGGGUCACACACAAAAGUCGGUCCUGCGUCCCAAGAUGAACUCUGUUGUCUCUGGGAAGGUGAUGGGGAAACGACACCGUAACGCAGUUAUCAACAAGGACGUACAGUCCGAUGCUAGCGACGCCGAGGAAGAGGACGAGCCUAUGGAAGAUAUGGAAGAUCUCGAUACCCCUAGCAAGUCCCGCGGUCAUGAGCUGAUAAGAACACCUCUUGCCACCGCAAAGUCUCGGGGCCGCUCCCUUCUUCCCAGUUCUGGUUCCGCUGCUUCAUCCCUGUUAAAGAGCGUUCUCUCGUCUGAACCUCCUCAGACCCCAUCCCUUAUCACCAACAUGAAAGGAGAUAUCCUCACGUCACACCCUCUGGCCGAGUUGAAUAAAAUCUCAGAUGUCUGGUCAUGCCGCAUGCCGGGGUGUUCUAAGACUAUCUCGACCAAGGGUGACCAGCGCAAGGAAGAUAUCGAGGCACAUGCCACCGAACAUGACUGGGAGGCACAGAUGCGCAUUGAGAUCAUUGAAGCUGAACGACGGAUGCAUACCACAAUGCCCGUCACCAAUCUCAUGCAAUACCUCCUAAACCAGCAUGUUGCGCAGAUGCGUUCUGCUUUCCCCGAAAAAUAUCCGACAAGUACGGAGAAUGGGGAACAAAAUGGGACCACAGAACAUUCCGAAAUAACUCAGAAUGGAGAUUCUGUGUCGUUACCCAAUGGUCAGCACUCUGAGGACCAGGACCAUGACGUAAAUGGUCACACUACCUGA